This is a messenger RNA of Penicillium verrucosum, 267 nucleotides long. RefSeq lists its product as uncharacterized. Bases 1 to 267 code for a protein of 88 amino acids. Lineage: Eukaryota; Fungi; Ascomycota; Eurotiomycetes; Eurotiales; Aspergillaceae. The transcript has a single exon. The record is from RefSeq and is a predicted model, not a curated record.
AUGUCGCGCGUCGAAGAACUCCCAGAUGACUUUGAUGAGUCGCUCAAUCUCAACAAAGCCCCUCCUGAGGCCGCCCAGAGCCUACCCCAGCCUGGGUUUGACGCCUUCGAUCCUACACACGAAAUUCCCUUCCCGAUCAAUGAGGAGGCACUGAAGGCGCGCCAGACCGAUCCCAAUGCACCUGAACUUCCGCCCGCUAUUGCGGCUAUCCAGUCGCAUACCCCAGAGGAGUUGAUGGCAAUGAUGAAUAAGACCCCCUGUUCAUGA